Conger conger (European conger) is the source of this 2444-nucleotide messenger RNA. RefSeq names its product FAM161 centrosomal protein A (gene fam161a). NCBI's taxonomy places the organism in Eukaryota, Metazoa, Chordata, Actinopteri, Anguilliformes, Congridae. Gene Ontology annotation, cellular component: cilium. Gene Ontology annotation, biological process: cilium organization. The transcript has 7 exons. The record is from RefSeq and is a predicted model, not a curated record. Bases 153 to 2441 code for a protein of 762 amino acids.
CCCAGUUACCAGGGUAGCCAGCGACGCCGCUGCGCAACAAAACGCUACCGUGGCAGUUUAAUUUGGGUUGCAGAGAGCUUAACGAAACUGCAACUAAAUGCGUUCAGUUAAAUCAAUGUUCAACGCGAAGUGAAAGGAGAUCGGACGGCGUCAUGGAGAAGUCGCAUCGCGCAAACGUCCUGGUGACCUCGUGUUUGAAAACGCCGGUUGAUCCGCACACUAAGGUCCCGUUAGCUCUGUAUGAGCGGGAGAGAGCAGCCCCGUGCGCGGCAGGACAUCCGCCCGAUAACCGCAACUAUGAGAAACAGGUGAGGUACGACUCGGACUCGGACCUCAGCGACGCAGGGCCCCGGGGAGGAGAGGGGCGUGGCCCGGCCCCGGGGCAGAACCGCGGGGCGCCGGGGCCCAUGGGGCCCAUGGACCUGCUGGAGCUCUGCUCCUCCAACCAGGAGUACUGCAGACGGCUGGAGGCCCUCCGGCGCGCCCACCUCCACACCAUGGGGCAGCUGGAGAGGAUGUACCGCACCCAGCUGGGGCUCAAGGCCCCGGGGCCCGCGGGGGGCCAAGCAGGGGGGCCAAGCAGGUGGCAGUCGGAGCGGAGCGGGGUCGCCGUGCGUGAGCUCCGUAAGGCCUUCUCAGCCGUGGAGCUCAGCCCGAUCCGGGGCGGCGGUCUGUCCGACAGCUCCGAGGAGGAGGAGGAGGGCGUGGCCAAUCACGACUCGGCGAAGACGAGGGGGAGGAGCCUGCCGCCCUCGGCGAGGGAGCGAAUCAGGACGAUGUGGGAGAACUUCACCGUGGGCGAGCUGGCCCCUCGGGACCGGCGCCCCGAGUCCGCCAGGAGCCAAUCGGAGGGCCAGGGUGGCGGGAAGGGGCGGGGCCGGGGCAGGGCGCGGGCGGAGCCCGAGAGGGAGGGCGAAUCGGAGAGGGACACGUGGCGGCACCGGUGCACGGUGCCCCGCCCCUUCCAGAUGACGCUCCGCGAGGCGGACAGGAAGCGGCGGGGCGUGAGGUCGCGGGCGCACGUGGAGCUGGAGAGCGACCUCCUGCGCAAGGAGCUGGCCGAGCUCGCCGAAUGCCAGAGGAAGUUCCGGGCCAGCCCCGUCCCCGCCCACGUCUACCUGCCCCUGUACGAGGAGCUCGCCGCCCGCAACCAGGAGCGGACGCGACGCCGGCGCUCCCCCCGCCGCGUGUCCCAGAAGCCCUCCGCCGUCCUGGAGCGGGAGAGGGAGAGGAAGGAGGCCCGAGUCCGGGAGCAGCCCCGCCGGGAGGAGGGGGAGGCCGGGAGAAUGUUCCGGGCCAAGCCGGUGCCCCGCUCGGUCUACGACUCGACGGUGAGCGAGCGGAUGAAGGAGGACCAGCUCUACCGCGCCAUCAAGAUGCAGAUGAGGUCGCGCGAGCUUCUCCAGAGCGCCUCGCUGCCCCGGAGCAUGCUGGGACGCCCCCGCCGGAACGCCAAGCGAGGAGGCGCGGGGGAGCGGGAGGAGGAGGAGGAGGCGCGGACGGAGGCGGACUUCCGGCCCCGGAUCAACGGGGAGGUGCCGGACUUCGAGGCCGGAUACCGCCGCUUCCGGGAGCAGCUGCAGAGCCGGCGGGAGGAGAGGCCCACCACCGCGUGCGAGCCCUUCCGUCUCCGCACCGCCGACGUCCGCCAACGCCGCCAACGGUCCCGCAGCGAGGCGGAGGCCGGCCCCUACGCCGCGCCCAGCCGGCCCCCAACCUCCGACUCCAGCCUCAGCUCCUCCCUGUCCGCCAGCCUGGAGCACCUCCGUCCCGCCAGAACCACCGACGCUGCCCGGAAGCGCCAGGAGGCCGUGAGGAGGGUCCUGGAGGAGAGGAGGAAGGCCGAGGAAGAGGAGGAGACUCGGAGACGAGGGCAGAAGCGGAGAGUGCGAAGGCUGCAGAGCGUGAUCUCGAAACGAGCGCUCGCCAACGACCCCCACACCGCCCUGGCCCUCACCCGCACCGCCAAACUCCGGCAGCUCAGGAAGCAGGACCUCCAGCGCAGGAAGGAGUUUCGGGAGGAGAUGAGGGAGAUGGAGGAGAGGGUGAGAGGCAGGCCUCUGCUGCUGGAGCAGGUGACACAGAGGAACGCCAGGCAGGUGGUGGAGAGGCGCUACGCGGACGCGCUGCACGCUCUGGGCCUGAGCGAGGACCUGGUGCUGCGGCUGGCCCCGGACCGCACUCAGGGGCCACAGGGCCGCGGGGAGCCCAGGGACCAGGCCUCCGUCUCCAGCCAGGAGGAGCAGCGCGGUCAGGAGGAUCGGGACCCAGAGUCCUGUGCAGAUUAUUACCCAGACGACUACGAGGAGCUCGAUGACCCGGGGCUGUCUGGGGAGGAGAAGGGGGAGGAGGAAGACCACCGUGGUGGUGAUGAUGAAGAUGCGGAGGAAGAGGAGGAUGAGGAAGAGGAUUGUGACCACGCUGAUCAGGAUGUGGAUUAGAAC